GCGUUAACUUCAUUCAUGUGGUAGUUAGGAAAUAACCAACAAAUGGUAAAUAUAGAGUGAAUAUAGCUUUAUACCAUAGAAAGCCUGCUGAAUUCUAUGACUUACAAACUUGGAUUGAGAGUUUAUUCCUCGAUGGAACAGACUUGAUAAUUACAGGAGUUAUAUCAGAAGCAUUAUGGAUGUUUUUCACUUGAAAUCACAAGAUGUCAAUAAGGGCAGGGGAGCCAUAGUUCAACCAUUAGAGACUGAGCUUCCAAAGAUGUUGAAAAUAGCUUCAGGACCAUACCGUCAACAAACAUUUCUCUUCCAGAAAGGGGAUCGUGUAUUUAUAAAAACGUAUGAUGUGCUUGAUUUACUGUCUCGGGAUGAUGGAACACUAAGUGUCCCUUUUGAGUCGCAAUCAUCUGAUCCGAGUGCAGGUAUGAUAACAAGACAGGAAUUCGACUAUUUCCUAGAAAGCUGUCAAGAGAACGACCAUAUUUUUAAAGACAGCAACACAUCCCCACAGUAUGAUCACCAGGCGCUUUGGACGAAUGGUUUAGACGGGGGUUUAGACCGUUGGCAACACUUGGGUAGAGGAUACGAAUUUACAAUUUCUAGGAAUUAUAAAACGUUAGAAAUUGUGUCUUAUAGGUACAACGAAGAGAAGCAGAUUUACGAACUGAAUUGGAGUAUCUGUUUAACAUUUCAACAAAUACAUGCCUUAUUAAAUAAUAUAUGGCUGAUCAUGGAGCCUUUGGCACUGGCUGAGAAAAACUGUCUGGCUACAUUACACGACGAUCAUCUAAAUCAAAUGGGGAUGUGGGCAUGUAACGUUUGUCAAUACAUGAACCGCAGGACAAUUUUUGAUAAUGAACUUACUGAACAAUAACAACGAACGUAAAUCGUUUCUUUUAAAAAACAUUUUUGAUAACCUUUCAAGUAGGACAUUUUUGGAUCUAGACCACAGUUUUGUAUAUUGGAAUAAAUAAAGUUCUUCAACGUGACUAAUUGUUUAAAUUAUAGACAGCUCGACGUAGCAAUUGAUUACGAAAUGUAAAUGAAACACUACCAAAUCUAAACAUUUAUAAUUUAAUGUAAGUUGUCUACGCUAUAAAUUAAAGAGCUAAAUUGAAUUUAAUACGAACUAAAAUGUUACAUCUUCGAGAACCUAAUUAAGUCUUUUCAUUCAGUAGUGUAUGAUGGAAUAACACUUUAUAUACUGAAUGUACA
Molecule: messenger RNA, 1212 nt
Organism: Owenia fusiformis
Lineage: Eukaryota; Metazoa; Annelida; Polychaeta; Sabellida; Oweniidae
Source: the annotation of a GenBank genome assembly